Messenger RNA from Arabidopsis lyrata subsp. lyrata, 3118 nucleotides. Its product is annotated as ABC transporter A family member 7. Gene Ontology annotation, cellular component: intracellular membrane-bounded organelle; membrane. The record is from RefSeq and is a predicted model, not a curated record. NCBI's taxonomy places the organism in Eukaryota, Viridiplantae, Streptophyta, Magnoliopsida, Brassicales, Brassicaceae. Gene Ontology annotation, biological process: transmembrane transport; lipid transport. Gene Ontology annotation, molecular function: lipid carrier activity; ATP binding; ATP hydrolysis activity. The transcript is spliced from 16 exons. The coding region runs from base 166 to 2994 and encodes 942 amino acids.
UGAACCCAAAAGGCGGUGAUUGGAUUUGGUUCGUUCUAAGUUCAAAAUUAGGAUUCAAUUUUUACUAACCCAAAAGAAAACAGAAACCUAAAAUAAUUUAAUUUAGCGUUAAUAUUCAAAUAGAAGACACAGAGAAAAGAGCGAAGAUUACCAAAAUCGUCAUCAAUGGCGGAUCCUGGUCCUGCCAGUUUCUCAACGAGAGCCAAUGCCUUGCUUAGGAAAAACUUAACCUAUCAGAAACGGAAUCUAUGGAGCAAUAUUCGGCUUAUCAUGAUCCCUUUCUACCUCUGUAUACUUCUAGUGAUUAUACAAGUCCUGUUCGAUACAAAUAUUAAUAACUCUGCUGAUAAUCGCUGUGGUUGUCGAUGCAUCGUCAGAAAUAGAAAUGGAAAAUGCCAAAGAGAGAUUUGCGGUUUAGAACAUUCUAAACCGGAUCAAGCUUUCUUUUGUUCCAUCCCUAGUCCUCCACUAUGGCCUCCAUUGUUACAAAUCCCGCGCCCUGAGAGUCGCGCUGUUAGUGAUCCUGCUGAUGAUGGUAGUGGUCUUCCUAAUGACUCUUGUAGACGAACAGGAUCUUGUCCUGUUACUAUACUGUUUACUGGAAAUAACCGUUCCCUUGGAACAACUGUAUCUGGGAAUCUGCUCACUAGUUCCUUAUCUGCGAACUCCUCUGACAUCUUGCUUACUUUAGCUAAUAAUGUUUUGGGUACAUCAGUUGAGGCAGAUUUCACCAAUUAUCUUGAUCCUGGGAUUGCCUCAAACCUUUCCAUCUACAAUAUCCAACCUCGGUGCAUUUCUAAUGCUACGUUCCCAUUCUCAUUCGAACAACCACCUCUCAAGUUUGAAAAAGAGUUGAGAUGUGUUGAAGGAUUCAAUAUCUGGAAAAAUACCUCCAUAGAGGUCAAUGAUUUGAUUUUCAAGGGUUAUCGGAAAGGAAACCCUGAGGGGAAGAUAAAUGAGAUCUCUGCAGCAUAUGAUCUCUUGAACACUGAUAGGAACAAUUUCAAUGUCCACAUCUGGUAUAAUUCAACAUACAAGGACGAUUCAGGAAAUAGACUUACAAAGUUGGUCCGUGUUCCCCGCUCAGUCAAUUUGGUGUCAAAUGCUUACCUUCAAUUUUUACAAGGCCCGGGGACAAGGAUGUUGUUCGAAUAUGCCAAAGAAAUGCCUAAACCAGAAACAAGUCUUCGUCUGGACAUCGCGUCUCUAAUUGGCCCCCUUUUCUUUACAUGGGUUAUUCUUCUUCUGUUCCCUGUGAUAUUGUCGUCAUUAGUGUAUGAGAAACAGCAACAUCUAAGAAUUAUAAUGAAAAUGCAUGGCCUAGGAGAUGGUCCUUAUUGGAUGAUUUCCUAUGCCUAUUUCCUUACCAUAUCCGUGUUAUAUGUUAUAUGCCUGAUGAUAUUCGGGUCAGCAAUAGGACUGAAGUUCUUUCGGCUUAAUGCCUACAGCAUCCAAUUCGUAUUCUAUUUUCUCUAUGUGAAUCUGCAAAUCGCCCUUGCCUUUCUAGUUUCUUCAGUAUUUUCAAAUGUCAAGACAUCAACAGUUGCUGCUUACAUAUACGUGUUUGGAUCUGGACUUUUGGGCUUGUUUCUACUCAACUUUCUGAUUGAAGAUUCAUCAUUUCCUAGAGGCUGGAUUAUUGUCAUGGAGUUAUAUCCUGGCUUUUCCUUAUACCGUGGGCUAUAUGAGUUGGCACAAUUUGCUUUCCGGGGAAACUUGAGAGGGGAAGAUGGGAUGAAGUGGAAAGAUUUCAGUGAUAGUGCAAUGGAUGAUGUUUUUUACAUCAUUAUCGUCGAAUGGUUUCUUGCCCUCAUUGCAGCAUACUAUAUCGAUAAGAUUUCUUCAUCAGGAAAAGACCCAUUGUUCUUCUUGCAAAACCUUUUCAAGAAAUCUCCUUCUUUUCGAAGGCCUAGUUUGCAGAGGCAAGGUUCCAAAGUCUCCGUUGAGAUGGAAAAACCAGAUGUUACUCAGGAGAGUGAAAAAGUUGAGCAACUGAUGCUUGAGUCGAGCACAAGCCAUGCGAUUGUAUGUGACAACCUGAAGAAGGUGUAUCCAGGUAGAGAUGGGAACCCGCCAAAAUUGGCAGUCCGGGGGUUAUCUCUCGCUGUGCCUUCAGGAGAAUGCUUUGGCAUGUUAGGGCCCAAUGGUGCUGGCAAGACGUCCUUCAUCAAUAUGAUGACUGGGCUCCUGAAACCAACAUCUGGGACAGGACUUGUUCAAGGUUUGGAUAUAUGCAAUGAUAUGGACAGAGUAUACACCAGCAUGGGCGUAUGCCCGCAGCAUGAUUUGCUCUGGGAAACACUGACAGGAAGGGAACAUCUGCUGUUUUAUGGGAGACUUAAGAAUCUCAAAGGCUCUGAUCUCAACCAAGCUGUGGAAGAGUCUCUUAAGAGUGUCAACCUUUUCCACGGAGGAGUUGCCGACAAACCUGCUGGGAAAUACAGCGGGGGUAUGAAAAGGCGGCUGAGCGUAGCCAUUUCACUUAUCGGGAACCCUAAGGUGGUUUAUAUGGAUGAGCCAAGUACAGGACUUGAUCCAGCCUCGAGAAAGAACCUAUGGACUGUCAUCAAGCGUGCAAAACAAAACACUGCGAUAAUCCUCACAACCCACUCAAUGGAAGAAGCAGAAUUUCUAUGUGACCGAUUGGGUAUUUUUGUGGACGGAGGCUUGCAAUGCAUUGGCAACCCUAGAGAGCUGAAGGGAAGGUAUGGUGGAUCCUAUGUGUUUACGAUGACAACAUCAUCAGAACACGAGCAAAACGUGGAGAAGCUGAUUCAAGAUGUCUCGCCAAACGCCAAGAAGAUAUAUCACAUCGCAGGAACCCAGAAGUUUGAGCUUCCAAAAAGGGAGAUUCGGAUCUCAGAGGUGUUUCAGGCGGUGGAGAAGGCGAAGAGCAACUUCACGGUUUUCGCUUGGGGACUCGCAGACACAACCCUUGAAGAUGUCUUCAUCAAGGUUGCUAGGACUGGUGAGGCCUUUAAUGUCUUUUCUUGAUCUUCUUAGAUUCAUACGUCCAUGUUUUGUCCAAUGUCAAAUUGCUACCACAUGAUACAAAAUUAGUGUUUAUAAGAUUUCAUGUAUAUUACUGCCUUACUGGAUAUAUGUAAUAAGUUCGUGA